This is a messenger RNA of Spodoptera frugiperda (fall armyworm), 3747 nucleotides long. RefSeq names its product kinase suppressor of Ras 2 (gene ksr). Gene Ontology annotation, biological process: protein phosphorylation. NCBI's taxonomy places the organism in Eukaryota, Metazoa, Arthropoda, Insecta, Lepidoptera, Noctuidae. The coding region runs from base 150 to 2654 and encodes 834 amino acids. The record is from RefSeq and is a predicted model, not a curated record. Gene Ontology annotation, molecular function: protein kinase activity; ATP binding. The transcript has 18 exons.
CUAAAAUAUAGAUUUUCUUCGGAUAUGGCCGCUGUAUCGGCAAUACGACAUCUGCAAUGUUUUGUAAAUUCAUUUUUAUAAAAUGAAUAAGGUGUUUUUUACUUAUGUAUAGUGAUUAGCGGACCGUGUACAGUGCUGUGAUAUUUGUAAUGGAUGCAGAGAACGAGUACGAAAUAAAGAAAGUUCGUGAUGCCAUACAAACGAUAGAGACUAUCCAGUCCAUGAUCGACGUUUCAGCUGAAAGACUUGAGGGUUUACGGACACAAUGCUCGACGAGCGCAGAGCUGACGCAGCAGGAGAUCCGGACCCUGGAGGGCAAGCUGGUGAAACACUUCUCCCGACAGCUGGUGAUCAAGGCCAGCUUCGGUGAGGAGUUGCGGCGUAAGCUCGGCGACGUGCCGCGACUUGCGCAGUGGCUCAGGGUCGUGGGCUUGAGCCCCGAUUCUAUUACGGCGGUAUGUUCCCGCGUGGCGUCGUUGGAGACGCUGCGGGAGCGCUCCGACCACGAGAUGCGCGCGCUGCUGGCCGGCGCGCGCGACGAGGAGGUGCUGCGCCUCUGUCGCGCCAUGCAGCGGCUGCGGACUUAUAUAGAGGCGCUAGGUCGCGGCGAGGGUGGCGCGGAGUUACAGUUGUUCUGGGACUCGUGGGAGCGCACGGUGCGCGCCUCGCCCCGCGCGCCGCGCGCACGACACGCCAACGCAGACCAUCACGGCACGCCGCAUAACAAGAAAGGUGGCAAAUCUCCCCCCACUCCAGUAGCGAAGCGGAAACAACCGAGUACCCUGCCCCCUCCCGCGGCGCUCACCAAGUCGAGGUCACACGAGUCACAACUCUCUGUCAGACCUGACGCUUCAGAUCUUAGUGACAACAGCCAGUCGUCAGCGGUGGGUACGUCGGAGGUGACUCCCCCCGCCUCCCCCCACGACACCGAGUCCGAGCACACGCCGCUACACCGCCCUCUACCGUACCACAACAACAACACGGGGGUGGGCGUGGCGCCGCGGUCGCCGCGCACGCCGACGGUGAGCCGCUGCAUGGCGCACGACAUCGCGCACCGCUUCACCAAGACCAUGCUCAUCGCCACCUGCGACUACUGCGACAAGCAGAUGUUCGGCUCCGCGCUCAAGUGCAAGGAGUGCAAGUUCAAGUGUCACAGAGACUGCGAAAGUAAAGUACCUCCUUCGUGCGGCCUACCACCGGAAUUUGUGGAUGUUUUUAAAGAAAAGUUUCACAAAGAUGGCGGGUACUACUACAUGUCGGGGCGCGGCGCGGGCAUCCUGUCGUCGCUGACCCACCGCCGCCGCCCGCACGCGCCGCCCGCCUCGCACCACGCCGGUGGACCAGAUUCCUCGUCGAACACGUCGUCGUGCAAUAGCUCGACCCCGUCGUCCCCCGCGCUGGCCCCGCCCCUGACCCCGCACCACCUGCACCACCACCCCCACCAUCCCCACCACCCCCACCACCCGCACCAUCCGCACCAUCCGCCCACCACUAAACAACAGUUCAAUUUCCCAGAACUAAAGCCAGUGGUAUCUAGUCCUAACCACGUGUCGGUACAGUCGCCGUCGAGACAACACAACAAGGAAGACCUCACUACUAGCGUGCAAAGUGGCGACAGUUCCCGCUGCGUGUCGCUGUCGGGGUCGGGCUCCACGGACAGCGGGGGCUGCCAGCGCGGCGACUCCUUCGACCUCUCCAACAAGCACGGAGACUCGCGGUGGCCGCGACAGAAUAGUUUGUCAAUGAAAGAAUGGGACAUCCCGUACGACGAGCUGAAGCUGUUCGAGGUGAUAGGCACGGGCCGCUUCGGUACGGUGUACCGCGGCAGUUGGCACGGCGCCGUCGCCGUCAAACUGCUGCAUGUGCUCAGUGACGACUGUGUGCCGCUCGACACGUUCAAACAUGAGGUGGCUACCUUCCGCAAGACCCGGCACGAGAACUUGGUCCUGUUCAUGGGCGCGUGCAUGAAGCCGCCGCGCCUGGCCAUCGUGACGUCCCUGUGCAAGGGCAUGACCCUGUACACCCACAUCCACCUCCGCAAGGACAAGUUCACCGCCAACAAGAGCGUACUCGUCGCGCAGCAGAUAUCACAGGGUAUGGGCUACUUGCACGCGCGAGGAAUCAUCCACAAAGACCUGAAGACGAAGAACAUAUUCCUAGAGAACGGCAAAGUAGUGAUCACGGACUUCGGGCUCUUCAGUGUUACCAAACUGUGCUUUGGAAACAAGUUAGUACAAAGCCUCCGCGGCGACAGCCUGGGCAUCCCGGCGGGCUGGCUGUGCUACCUGGCGCCGGAGUUAUGUCGCGCCCUCACUCCGCACGCCUCGCUACAUCUGCCCUUCUCCAAGGCCACCGACGUAUACGCAUUUGGCACGGUAUGGUACGAGUUGUUAUGCGGAGAGUAUCCGUUCAAGAGCCAGCCGCCGGAGGCAGUCAUCUGGCAGGUCGGGAAGGGCGUCAAGCAAUCGUUAGCCAACAUGCAAGCUUCUAGAGAUAUUAAGGACAUCCUAAUGCUGUGCUGGUCGUACCGGUCGUCGGAGCGGCCCGACUUCCCGCACCUGCUGACGACGCUGCAGAAGCUGCCCCGCAAGCGGCUGGCGCGGUCGCCGUCGCACCCGGUGCACCUGUCGCGCUCCGCCGACUCCGUCUUCUGAGACCGGCUCGAGGCACUCUGCGUGCGGCCCUAGCGCUGAGAUUGGAGCCCCGGUCUGCGGCCUGUGUGGUACCGUUGUUUAUUGUCUACUUUAGGAACUAUACUCCAUAUUAUGGUUAGUUUUGUGUGUCAGUAGUGAGCGAGGUACAGGUAAAUCAACAAAAUACGUGAUCUUUGUGAUGCAAAAUUCUACCUGAUCAGAGGAUCCUCUCUUUUCACGAAAUAGGGAAUAUUGCACACUGACCUAAAGAAUUGAGUUAUGGCCACUCCAAAGCCAUAUCGAAAUCGAACGUUUUGAUGAAUCUUCAUAAGCCACAUUACAGACUCUUAACUUAAUUAGUAAAAGGUCAGACUAUGUACUAAAAUUAAAUAUUAAAGUAAAAUUAAACUUAAUUACGAUUUUAUCCUACUUUGACGAAUGUAAAGUGCAAUAAGAACAACGGAACCAAACUAGCCAGCCGACCACUAAAGUAUUCGCUCACUGAAUCUCGUAUAUCGACGAAAUAAAUAUAACUAUUUAAAACUAUAUUUAUAUUUUGAAAUGUCAUAAAUAUUACUUUGUUUUCAACUAGUCGAGAGAGAACAGUUUCCGUAUUUAAAUAAGAUUUAAUAAUUUAUUUUUAUCAGUAAGACUUUUAAUAUAAAUAUGUGCUGCAGUCAAUUGAAUAUUUAUAAUAGAGGAUUCAGAAUCAAUCAAGUUAGUGUUUCGCCGUCCAUGAUUACCGGGAUAAACAAACAAGUAACUCGAAUACUACUAUCGAAUACUGGCCCUACUCAGUGUAUAAAGUCAUAGUCAAAUUAAUCUUACAAUAUACAGAAGCUGUCCUCUCCACUAGUUAAUUCAAGAAGUUAUAUUUCAGUAUAACACAACACACGGGUUUUCGAUACUUAGUAUAAAAAACAUUUAUAAAUAAAAUGUAAAAUAUGUUAAUAACGUCUAUUGUAAGUAUAUCUUGAUCUCUGAAUAAUCAAUAGAAUAAAUUAUAUUUUCGUAAUUAAAAUAAUAAUUAAAUCAUGGAAAAAAUUAAAAAAAAAAGUGAAAAAUGACUGCUUUGUUGAUAGAUUGUAAAUAUAUGUACAGUGUUACGAUUUUG